This is a messenger RNA of Engraulis encrasicolus (European anchovy), 3868 nucleotides long. RefSeq lists its product as uncharacterized. Gene Ontology annotation, biological process: DNA integration; proteolysis. Lineage: Eukaryota; Metazoa; Chordata; Actinopteri; Clupeiformes; Engraulidae. The record is from RefSeq and is a predicted model, not a curated record. Gene Ontology annotation, molecular function: zinc ion binding; aspartic-type endopeptidase activity; nucleic acid binding. The transcript has 4 exons. Bases 130 to 3603 code for a protein of 1157 amino acids.
GCUCGAUGUGAAUUUGCCGCCACUUUAGAAGAAAGGCUGAGGGAUCAGCUCGUGUGGGGCAUAAAUACUGAGCAGCUCCAAAAACGCCUCCUGGCAGUCUCCAAUUUAACAUGGGUGAAAGCAUUAGAGAUGUGCUUAGCUUUUGAAACGGCGGAGAAGGGGGCUUUAGCCUUACAGUCCCCAAAAGACAUAAACAAAGUGGCACCACGUUACCAGUCCAGCAAGGCUAUGAGGGGGCCUAGCACCAAAAUUGCGUCAUCUCAGUCACUGCGCUGCUACAGGUGUGGUGAGGCCCACAGGCCUGAGAGCUGCCGAUUUAAAGAUGUAGAGUGCCACUACUGCGGUAAGAAGGGCCACAUUGCCCGCUGGUGCCGGAAAAAGGAACGCGACAGUCAGAGCCCCAUGCCUGGCCAGGCUGGGGCCAAUGCAAUCACCGAACACCCAAAUGUGCAGGCUGACAGUGGGGAAGAAGAUAUUGCACAUGUCCUGGCAGUGACAGAGAAAGCACCCAGCCAAAUUAUCAUGCAAUUAAACAUCAAUGGCACGGAGACACGUUUUGAGGUUGACACUGGGGCGUCCCGAACUGUCAUGUCAGAAAGGACAUUUUCACGGCUACAUGCCCACACCCCCUCACUGGCUUUGGAACCAUGUAACAUUUCUCUCAGAUCAUACACCGGCCAGCACAUCCAAUUGAAGGGGGCUACUGAAGUUACAGUGUCUUACAAAGGGAGCUCCUAUCACCUUAAUGCACUUGUGGUGUCGGGAGAGGGCUCCAAUCUGCUGGGGCGUGACUGGAUCAAAACCCUGCCCUUAGACUGGCCUGCGCUGCUAGAUGGGCUCCAUCUGGUGUCUGAUUGCUCCCUAGCAGGGGUUCUCGAAGACCACAAGUCAGUGUUUAACGAUGAGCUAGGGGAGUUAAAAGGCACAAAAGUAACCAUCAAUGUGGACGAUACUGUACCCCCACGGUUCUGCAAAGCGCGCCCUGUUCCACUGGCCUUACAAAAGAAAGUCGAAACAGAGUUGACACGGCUGGUGGACUCAGGAAUUCUCCAACCGGUGACUUACUCAGAGUGGGCUGCCCCAAUUGUGCCAGUUCAAAAGGGAGAUGGUUCCAUCCGCAUCUGUGGUGACUAUAAGCUGACGGUGAAUGUAGCAUCUCGAGUGGAGCACUACCCACUCCCACGGAUCGACGAGCUAUUUGCAAAGCUGGCUGGAGGUGUCUGCUUCUCCAAGUUAGAUAUGUCCCAUGCCUACCAGCAGCUGGUGUUAGCAGAAGACUCCCGAAAACUGGUGACAAUCAAUACCCACCGCGGCUUGUUCCAAUACACGCGCCUUCCAUUUGGCGUGUCAUCUGCGUGUGCCAUUUUUCAGAGGGCAAUGGAAGGCUUGCUGGCAGGAAUAGACCAUGUCGCUGUCUACUUAGACGACAUACUCUUGACGGGCGUUAACCAGGCCCAACACCUGCGCACCCUGAAGCUAGUGCUGUCCCGGCUGGAAGAAGCUGGGCUUCGUCUAAAACGGUCCAAGUGCGUCUUCAUGGCCCCCGAGGUGGAGUAUCUGGGCCAUAGGAUUUCAUCGAGAGGGCUACAGCCCCUGGAAAAGAAGGUGCAGGCAAUCAAGGAUGCCCCGAAGCCACAGAAUGUCAGUGAGCUCCGAGCGUACCUGGGCAUGCUCAACUAUUAUGGGCGCUUCCUUCCAGACUUGGCCUCGGUGCUCGCUCCUCUGCAUGCCUUGCUCCGGGCAGGAGCGAAAUGGGAGUGGAUUGCUGCACAUGACAAAGCGUUCAAGAAGUCAAAGGCCAUGCUAACGUCAGAGGCGCUGCUGGCUCACUACAACCCUGCACUACCGUUGGUGAUUGCUGCUGACGCUUCACCCUUUGGCCUUGCCCUGGCGGUGCUGUCGCACAAGUACCAAGAUGGAUCUGAACGGCCAGUGUGCUUCGCCUCCCGAGCCCUGGCCCCAGCCGAAAGGAAGUAUGCACAAGUGGAAAAGGAGGCUUUGGCCGUGACCUACGCUGUUAAGAAAUUCCACCAGUUCGUCUAUGGGCACAAAUUUACAAUCCAAACAGAUCACAAGCCCCUCCUCGGGUUGCUCGGGGAGCUGAAAAACAUACAGCCCACAGCCUCAGCACGCCUGCAAAGGUGGGCACUUCUCCUUAUGCAAUACCAAUACACCCUGACCUACAGACCAGGGGCGCUGAUCGCGCAUGCAGACGGUUUGAGUAGGUUGCCAUUGCCCCACAAUGCACCUGACCCCCCGGCUCCGCCAGAGCUUGUGUGUCUGAUGCAGCAGCUUCAGACAGCGCCCAUCACCAGUCGACAGUUAAAGGAAUGGACCCGACGGGAUCCUCUGUUGGCCCGGGUAUGCCACUUUGUGGCGGCAGGUUGGCCUAAGACGUGCCCGACCAGUGAGCUGCUGCCAUAUUUCAAGCGCCGUUCUGAGCUCACCGUUGAAGACGGAGUACUGUUAUGGGGGCUCCGGGUCAUAAUUCCUCCCCGGGGACGGCAAUCCCUCAAGGAAGAGCUGCAUGAGGCUCACCCCGGGGCAUCACGGAUGAAAACUGUAGCACGGGCGUACAUGUGGUGGCCGGGGCUGGACGCGGCCCUAGAAGAGCUAGCGCAAUCCUGCAUUGCUUGCAAAGAAAUCAGGAACGCUCCCCCGGCGGCACCCAUGUGUCCGUGGGAGUGGCCUGGGAAGCCUUGGACACGCCUACACAUUGAUUACGCUGGCCCCUUUUUAGGUGAAAUGUUCCUGGUGCUAGUUGACUCCCACUCUAAGUGGUUGGAAGUGUUUCCGGUGAGCGAGUUGACUUCGACCUCUACCGUGGACCAUCUGCGUGAUGUGUUCAGCACACAUGGCCUCCCACACACUGUUGUGUCAGAUAACGGCUCCGUGUUCACCAGCUCAGAAUUCGAGGAGUUUCUAAAGGUGAAUGGCGUUCGCCACCUGACCUCCGCGCCCUACCACCCGUCCUCAAACGGGCUGGUGGAGAGGGCAGUCCAAACUGUCAAGAAAUCAUUGAAGAAAAUGGCAGGGGGGACACUUAGGGCGAGGCUUGCAAGAUUCUUGGCGACAUAUCGGUUCACUCCACAUGCCACCACUGGGCAGUCUCCAGCAGAGAUGCUGUUCGGUCGGCGGGUGCGCACCAGAUGGGACCUGCUGCGGCCAGACAUUCAAUCAAAGGUCCUCCGUGGUCAGGAGACGAUGGUGGCCAACUCCAAAAGAAAUGCAGUCAUUCGAGACCUACCACUCAGGGCCGCUGUGUGGGUCAGAGACUUUUCUGGUCGGGAAAAGUGGCUGCCAGGCACAGUGAUCGACAAGACGGGGCCCCUGUCUUACAGAGUUGAGGUAGCAGGGAAUGUGUGGCGUAGGCAUGUCGACCACCUGCUAAGCAGAAACGCCUCUCCUCAAGCCAGACAGGACUGGGAGCCAGAGAGCAGUGACCAGCCCGAUCCUGCUCCUCCAGAGGACUCGGCUGUGGAGCUCUCCGACGCUGACGAGGUUCCUGAUCCAGAGUCGGCAGAAGCUGACGACGCUGAGCCUGCUGUUGUGCCCCGGAGAUCUUCUAGACUGAGGAAAGUACCUUCUCGUUUAAAUUUGUAAUUGUAGUCAGGGCGGAGGGCCUCAAGAAGGGGGCAUAAUAAUCCCCCGGCCUGUCCGCGAGAGUGUGGGCAGUCUACCCCUCACUCUCAGUUAGUUCAUGUUCUCCUGUUCCGUUAUUUAGUAGUUAUAACUAAAUUUUACCAAAGGAAAAAAAAAGGGACUUUGGGGUUCCUUGUCUGGACUAUGGGGGGAGGGAUGUUGUAACUGGGGAUUAUUUUGGGGGCUUCUCUCCCUUGCAUGAAUGUGUGUGUGUGUCUAUUGGGCG